Effrenium voratum is the source of this 534-nucleotide messenger RNA. The record is from the annotation of a GenBank genome assembly. NCBI's taxonomy places the organism in Eukaryota, Dinophyceae, Suessiales, Symbiodiniaceae.
AGCGCCGUCUGUUUUCAAGCUGGGCGUUUCCUCUCGGCCAACGCUGACAUCGAUGAUCGACCAGCUGGUGCUUGUCCUGACGGCGCUGGGCGCAUUGGGUCAGGGCGUGCCACUAUUGUGGCGCCAAGAUACCAUGCUGGAGAUGGCGGUGAACACGAAGGAGCGGGCGGCCCUGAGCAACUCCGGCUUCGCCCGCUGGUGCCUCAUGGCGCACCAAGGCUGUUUGCAUCUCACCCUGGCUGCCGUCUGUAUCAUCGCUGCUGCUCUUUACGCGGUGCGGGAGCGGUUCUCUCUGCAUAUCCUGCUCUUCGUCUACAACAGCUCGUCCAUCAUCUACCACUACCGCAUGUGGCGCCAGUCUAGAGGUGUGCCCACGUGGUUCGCCGAGGAAAGCUUCUUCUGGAACAACUGCUAUGCCAUUUGCUUCAGUUCCCUGGUGAAUGCCAUCGGCGUGCUGGCCGCAUAUCGCCAACUUUGAGGUCUGCCCAUUGCUUUUUCCUCUCGCAAGCAGAUGAUCAACCUUGCGGCGUGACG